Haliotis rubra (blacklip abalone) is the source of this 2856-nucleotide messenger RNA. RefSeq names its product TNF receptor-associated factor 6-like. The transcript has 7 exons. The record is from RefSeq and is a predicted model, not a curated record. Gene Ontology annotation, molecular function: tumor necrosis factor receptor binding; ubiquitin-protein transferase activity; zinc ion binding. Gene Ontology annotation, cellular component: plasma membrane signaling receptor complex. NCBI's taxonomy places the organism in Eukaryota, Metazoa, Mollusca, Gastropoda, Lepetellida, Haliotidae. Gene Ontology annotation, biological process: regulation of canonical NF-kappaB signal transduction; positive regulation of JNK cascade; tumor necrosis factor-mediated signaling pathway. The coding region runs from base 328 to 2154 and encodes 608 amino acids.
AUUGCUUGUCGGCUUGGUUAACCAGGAACUUCGAGAAGUAGGAUACAGUGUUUUUACAUUUACCAGAGGUGUAUUGUAACAUUUAAAUGGACUUCCCCGACAUCGUCCCCCCGGUUCAUAAAUGGACAAGGGGGGAAUAACAGAAACUGACAACGGAGGGCCCUACGCUGAUGUCGUUUUCAUAUGGUGACAAGCAAGUUCGACUCAACACGGCAGGCUCUCUACAUGCUCAGAAAGAACUCUCGAUGUUGCCUCAUCCAAUUGUGUGGUUGCUAGGAGUGACGCGUGUCAUGAGUCUGCACCAAGGACGUUUUGUUCGUGAAGAUAAUGGAUGAAAAUGAGGCUAACCUCGGGCAGCCAUCAUUCCCGAGUGGGAGCGAUAGCGCGUCUUUUGGAGAGGGGUCAUCGUCGGGGCCAGCAUAUUGGUAUCAAGAGCGGACAGAGGGCUUUGAUUAUGACUUUGUGCCGACCCCUGACCCCAAGUAUGAGUGUGCCAUCUGCCUGCUCAUCCUGCGAGAACCUCGACAGACCAAAUGUGGUCACAGGUUCUGCCGUGGCUGCAUCACAAAAUGGCUGAGGGAGUGUGAUGUCCGAUGUCCUGUUGACAAUGAACCGAUCGACGAGCGGGAAUUAUUCGCCGACAACUUUGCCAAACGUGAAAUCCUUAACUUCAAAGUAAAGUGUCCCAAUUCAAGACAAGGCUGUGAGGUGCUGGCCACUCUCAAGAAAGUUCAGGAACAUACAGAUCAGUGUCCCUUAGCCCUAGUCCCAUGUCCCAAUCGUUGUAUGGACAUACUCCUCCGUAGAGAUGUCCCAAACCAUGUACAGUUCAACUGCCGUCGCAGAAUCCUACAGUGCCAAAAUUGUCAGAAGGAUGUCGCUGCUGAAGGAAUGGAGCAUCAUCUGACGGAGUGUCCGCUCGUACAGGUUGUCUGUCAGUACUGUGGAGGGGACUUUGUCAAACAAGCACUCAGCGGACAUCAUGAUAAGGACUGUCCUACUUAUCCAAUAUCCUGUGACUUCGGACCUCUUGGAUGUUCUGCUCAGUUUGACCGGAAGAUGGAACAGGAACACUACGUGGAUGCCACAGUCGACCAUCAACGCAUGCUCUGUCACGGUGUGGUCACCAUCCUCCAUAAGUUUGGCAUCCAGAGCCUCUCCCCAGCCUCAGUCCCAGCGUUAUCAGGCGGACUCACCCCGAUGGAGAUGUCCACUUCUCUGUCGGCCAUGGGCAGUUACAUCAAUCAGUUCCAAGGCCUCACCAUGCAGGAUCACAGUCAUGUCCCGAACAUCUCCGGCUCACGGACACCAGAUGGACAGUCGGUUAAACAGUUCAACUUGGAUUCCUUGAAAACCAGCAUUGAUCCUCGUCAGCUUCAUCGAAGUAUGUCCGAUACGCUGCCGCAAGCUUCCAACGAGACUGUGGAAGGUGCUCAUGUGAGCCAUACCUCAAAACCCUCUGAUGCUGAGGGUGUGCACGGUGCUCUGUCCUUGCAAGGGGCUUCGGGACUAGAGCUCCAGAGUCUCAAAAACCAGAACAUGUACCAGGACGAAAGUCUGGCCCGUCAUGACCAACAGCUGGUUGAAAUCAAAGCGAAGAAUGAGAUGUUGGAGAAAGCAAACAAGGAACUGAAGUACAAACUACGUUACCUUGACAAUGCUGUGCAGGAGUUCGAAGGCCGGGCAUGCAAUGGACAGUUCUACUGGAAGAUCAAGAAUUACCACAAACUCAGGGAGGAAGCAGAACAGGGCAUCAACACCGCUCUGCACAGUCCUUCUUUCUAUUCCAACUGCUAUGGUUACAAGUUGUGUAUUAGAGCUAAUCUGAAUGGUGUGGAUGCAGCCAAAGGAAGUCAUCUUUCAAUCUUCAUACAUUUCAUGCAAGGAGAUUGGGAUGAGAUUCUCGACUGGCCAUUUUCAGGCCGGAUUGUUCUGUCAGUGAUUGAUCAGAACCCCAUAUGUGAGCUCAGAAAUCAUAUCGCUGAGACUCUUAUUGCCAAACCCAAUUUGGCAGCUUUUCAAAAACCCGUCACGCCAAGGAAUCACAAAGGAUUUGGAUAUAUGGAAUUUGUAGCCUUAAGCGUGCUGGAUAAUGCAGACUUUGUUAGGAAUGAUACACUUAUCAUUAAAGCUCAAAUUAUCCCUGCAACGUGAGCCAGAUUCCCAUAUUAUCCUGUGUCUUCAAACUUAUUUGGGUGUUGACUGGGAUGCUGUGCUUCUUUUCAGGUUCAGCCUCUGUAUCGAGGAUGGAGGUUCAUGGACAGUAUGGUCCUAAUCCAGGAUAAGCACUUGAUGUGUUUUGGGGUUGUUCUUUAUUUUAUUGUAUUUGUUAUUUUUGUUUGUUUAUGAAGAUGACAAGAAUUGACACAUCAGAAUCACUAAGAUCUAAUAUCCUAAUGACAGGCCAAUGAUGUCUUAAUCAAAGAUUUUAUAUGAAUUUGAUUUAGAGGCUUUUGUGGUCAUAAUUUAAAAAUUCAAUGUAAAACAAUUUGAGGGGACUAGCAGGGUUUGAAAUAUAUAUAACUGCCUUGCUGUCAUCCGGACCCUAAGAUUUUACAAACUGCAGGGUCUGUCUAAUAUCUUUAGACUCAAUAUUUGCGUCUAAGUUGAAUGAAACCUAUUGUGACGAGGUGACAAAUAGUCACAAAUAUUGUGAAACAAAGUAUAGUGACAAAUUUAUGUUUUUCAAGUCCAUCUUUCAUCCAUUUUUUUAUCUGUUUCCACGAUUUGUGGUGCCUGUAAAUAUCUCCAGAUCCUAAAUGAACAACGAACCAAAAUUUAUUUAAAGAACUGCAGCUCUUUGCAACAUAUAUAGCAACAUGUGAAUUUACUGCAGACUGUACGGAUCCAUAUAAA